Lasiodiplodia theobromae is the source of this 4230-nucleotide messenger RNA. RefSeq names its product Ankyrin repeat protein. NCBI's taxonomy places the organism in Eukaryota, Fungi, Ascomycota, Dothideomycetes, Botryosphaeriales, Botryosphaeriaceae. The transcript has 3 exons. Bases 1 to 4230 code for a protein of 1409 amino acids. Gene Ontology annotation, molecular function: protein binding. The record is from RefSeq and is a predicted model, not a curated record.
AUGGACGACGACGACUCCUACGUCCCGCACAUCAUCGACUCCGACAUGGGAGUAGAGUCCUGGCCCACCGAGCAACACAUGUACGACCAGGGCAUCAAUCCUGAGCCGAACUACGACUACACCGAAUUCCUCAACGCAGAGGCCUUCGUCUCCUCGCCCACCCCGGGCGGCCAGCCCGCCUUGGCGGGCUUCGCAUCGCCCGCCAAACCCUUCCCCUCCCGCAGCGAGCAGACAUCUGCGCCGCUGCAGUCACAAUCUACCUUACAGCCGCGUUCGCACAUGUCUUCGUCGCCCGACAGCUCGAGUCAAGAUUCCGCUUCCGAGACGUCCGGCCGGCGCAAGCGCAAGAUGACCUCGUCUGACUCCUCGCCCUCCGCGCUCUUCGACCCCAUGGACAACCACAUGGACAGCUACAUGGAUGACUGGCCGAAGGACCACAUAGCCGCCUUGGAAGCUUCCUCCGACGGCAACGACUCCAUGUUCGUCAAGCGAGAGCCCCAUGAUUUUCUCGACCUCGAGCACGACGUAGAUUCGCUUGGCAAGACCAUGGCGUCGCACUUCGAUGUUGGUAGUACCGACAACAGCCCGGCCGUCUUCACUUUUAACAACUCGCCCGGCCAGACAAUCGCGCCCUCAAAUUUGGAACAGCACUCGUUUGAAAGCCGGACCAUCGCUCAGCGAAAUGCCACUGCCAAAGACUCUGGCUUCUUCAUUGGGUCUCGCGACCCUUCGCCCAUGUCUGGCAUGAGUGGAAGUCAGGGCGCCUCGCCGUCCGUUAUGUUUGAAGGCCAAUCGCCGGCAGCCUUUAACGCAGACGUGUUUCAAACCAUGCCUGUUUGGAAUAGCCAAGGCAACAAUUCAACCUUCCAGACCCCCUCUUGGCAGAACGAGCUCUCGCCGACUCAGCCAAACCUAUCAUUUCCUACCGGCGACGCCCUCGUGUUCUCGAAUGUCAUGCCCGGCGGGCGACCCCGGACCAUCCUAUACAUCCACCAGGACGGGAACAAGUCGCGAGUCGAAACGCAGAUCAAUAUCAGGAUGACUUUGGAUCCUCUACCGCCCGGAGUUACGAAGCUCCAUCUUCCCACACACACCAUUUCAAAGCCUAAACUGUUAGCAAAGGACAUCGUCAAGGCCGCCGACACAUUAGAGCUUCAUACGUCACUUGUAUGCGCAAGUGCCAUGGAAAAGCCUGAGUUGCGGGAUCGCGCCUUAAAAAGAGCAGCGGGUUCCGAAUCAAACGCACGGAAAAGCAAGCCACGGCGGCCUUCUCAGGGCGACAUGGCGGAUGACGAUCCUGAUGACCCAAACAAGCCUGCCAAUGGCGGAGAGGUGCGCAUAUGUCAGAACUGUGUCCAGCGUGAGCGAAAGCGUGCUGCUCGCAAGAGAGUGAAGAAGCAGGAAGACGAGGAGGCAUGGGCAGAAUACGAGUAUGAACGAGUAAUCGUGUUCAACGACAAGGAAUACAAGGACUGGGGGCCUCCCCAGCCCCCCAAGCAAGCCAACGAACAGGUUGCCAGCGAACCGGUGUUCCCGCCCACCGCAAUGCAAGUAGAGGUGCCCAUGCGCAUUGCUUGCUAUUGUCGCCACCAGGGCGAGAAAAACGGUUUCCGGGUGAUCUUCACCAUGAAGGACUAUCAGGGCAAGAUAAUCGCGCAAUCGAUGACGAACCCAAUUCUUAUCACAGACGAUCACAAGACGCAAGGAGGAAUUCCUUCCACCACUGGAAUGCCUACGGAGCCGACUCAGCCGUUCAACCCGCCCCUGCUUCCUCCAGCAGAGCAGCCCGAUUUGCAAUCCAUUUCGCAUCGCAGGCCGUACCACUCCACCAAUGACCUGCAGGCCUUCCAGAGCAACUGGACAGGUUCCAGGAACAUCUCCAGGCCGUCCAACAUGCCGUCGCAGGCCACAUCGGCGGCCAUGACUCCCAAAAAUCUUUCGCGUCAGACGUCGCCGGUGGCUACGCAGACGGGCCCCAACAAGAAGCGAAAAUCGAGUUCUGCCCACCAUCACAAAAUUACCAGAGAACUCACCAUGACCACGAUAAAUCGUGUCAACAAUCCGCCAAGCCCUGGGACAACCGCAGAAGCCAUGGUAAUGGCAACCACCAUGCCUCCUACGUCCGUGCCUCAGAGCAAUGUGUACACGACUGCAAACGACUCUCAAUUCAGAAUGCAGCCCCUCAAUAUUCCUCCUUACCCUUCUGGCCCAUCCACUCCUGGCAGCAACGGCGGUCUUGUUACCCCUAGUCAGCGCGCUGGAAGCAUGGACGCUGUGGGUGGCAGUAGCUACAGUUUCUACUCUGUGCCAAACUCGGCACACCACAGCCGUGCUCCAAGCCCAUCCCUUGGGAGGCAGUCGAUGGGUGCUUACAACCCAGCAUCAAUCCCGCCGAGCGUUGUUGGAAAUCCCAUGAGCCUGAUGCAGUCGCAGAUGGACUCGCCCACUCAGGUUCCGGCUCCUGCGAUCUACAAGGUCACUCCUAGCGAGUAUUCCAAGUCUGGAGGGAUCGAAAUCUCGAUCCUCGGGUCGAAUUUCUCCAGAGAUAUGGAAAUCUAUUUCGGCGACGUGAUCGCUACUACCACUACCUACUGGAACAGCCAGCUUCUGGUCAGCCUGUUGCCUCCAUCUCCGAAUGCCGGUAUCGUCCCUGUGACUAUCCGGAUGAACAACGGAUACACUCCACCACCUGGACCUGGCCCGGGUGUCCACUUCAAGUACGUGGAUGACGAAGACCAACGCAUCUGUGAGAUGGCCUUGCGAAUUCUCUGCCAGAAGCAAAACGGCACUACGAAGGCGGACGACUACCAUAGCUUCGCGCGUCACGUGGUAAACAUGGCUACCAGCGGUUGGACUCAGAACGGCAGCAACAUGCAGCAAAGGGGUUCUGGAUUCGAUGCGGACGCUCCGCCAAUGGACACAGAGGAAAUGUUGCUCCGGUGCUUGGACUUGGUCGACAUGGACGACAGUCCCCACCCACCACGCUUUAAUAUGAAGAACAAGACUGGAGCCACAUUCCUGUCGCUGGCCUGCAGUCUGGGAUAUGGUCGCGUCGUCGCGGGCCUCCUCGCGAGAGGUGCCAACCCUGAUACUCGCGACCGUGGAGGUUACACUCCUCUGAUGAUGGCGGCCAUGCACGGCCACUCGCAGAUUGUGCGUCGUCUGAUCCUCAAGGGCGCUGACCCGAUGAUGCGUAGCCUCCAAGGAUAUCUGGCAUCUGACUUGGCUACUUCUGAGGAGGUCCUCAACGCACUCCAGCGAGUCAGGUCGCACAGGCGGACACGCAGCGCUGGUUCCGUGACGUUCUCGAUGCGCAGCAGGGCAAGCAGUAUCGCUUCUACCCACUCUAUGUGGGAGUCAUCUUCGCCCAGCUACGUCAGUGAAGUUGAAGCCGACUACGAAGACGAAGGGGAAGAGUCCGAGGAACCAGAGGAGAGCCCGUCAGCUCCUGCCUGGGUAGCUUCGCGUCGCGGUAGCACGAAGGAUAUUCGGCCUCUGCCUCCGACUAACCGGCAGAACCAGCCAGCAAUGCCUGUUGUAGCUGCUAUGAAUGCCUGGAGAGAGAACCUGUCUGCUCAAAUUAACUACUUUCAGCAGAACAUGCACUGGAACCUUCCGAACCUGCAGCUUCCUGCUCUUCCGCCUCUACCGAACCUUCCCGGUUACCAGGGCCACCCCAUGAUGCGCCGCAUCAGCUCGCUUGUACCGCACCGCAGUCCUCCGCGCACGCCGUCAUCCUCUGGUGACGAGACCGCAACACCGUCAGGAUCGAGCAGCAAUGAUUACAAAUGGAAGGAUUUGUUCACUACACCAGCGGCUCCUCCGGCGUAUGAGGAAAUCUAUCCGGAGAACGUGGACAAGGAUACGGAUGUCAAGAAGAUGUCGGUGGCUCAAGCUGCCGCUGACCAUCUUCUCGACCAGGCUUGCGCUGAGCAGUUCGAUACCGAGGCUGAGAGCUCGAGCCAAGCGACCAAGAGCAGCCUCAAUGUCGAGCUUGGCAAGAAGAGUCUUACCAAGGAAGAGCAGGAGCAGGUUAGGAGAGCCCAUGCGCAGAAGCUCAAGCGCAUCAGGAGCGACCGCAACCUGUUCUUUGUCUGGAUUCCCCUGCUGCUCAUCAUUUUGUGCGCAAUGCUGCGGAGCAGGCUUCCGCAGCUAUGGGCCGCUGCCUCUGCCUUCUUUGGCGCAGUGCAGGAGCGCACGACUCCCGGCCGCAUUGUCGAGGUUGCUUAA